AGAAAGGGGACCGCGCCAAGCCAUCAGUGGAGGGAAACAGUGGCCGCCCGCCGCCUUUCUGCGCCCAGACAAAUGGAUUCGACACUUCACUUGACCAAAAGGACAGAGACAACCAAUGGAAGCCUCGUUGGCGGCCGUCAUUGGAUUUGUCCAGAGGCCGAGGCAGCUUGGAGUCUGAUUGGUGAAUUGCUCCAACUGCCAGCUGAGCACGGCUGGGGAAGGGAAGUGCUGGAUGCCGCUUGUGUUGAAGUUGCUCUUCCUUGUCCUGUCUCUUUCUUAUCUUAUCGCUGCCUCCUGUCCCGUCGCCGCUGAAAUUUUGAGUUGCACACCCCACUGGACAGUUGGAUUGACUGCAGAGGAGACCCCAGAAUUCCAGGCGGUUUCGAGGUAUCAAUAUUUCCAUUUUCUUAUCUGCCUCGAACCUCCGCCGACUCGUUUGAUUUCUUCGAGUCGUCAACCCAACAACACAGGCACAACACACCACCAUACACACCCAAAAUGCCCGUCCUAAAACCCUUGUCGGGCAAUCCCGAAGCCCCCAAGCAAUACAACCAACCGUCGAGAAAGGGCAAGAAGGCGUGGAGGAAGAAUGUCGACGUUACAGAGGUCGAGCAGGGUCUCGAUGAGUUGAACGCCCAGAUCAUCAAGGGUGGUGUCAUUGCCGAGAAGACCUCCGAAGAACUCUUCGCCAUCGACGUCAAGCCCGACACCGAAAUCACCAAGAAGCUCCCCAAGCAGCUCAAGAAGCCCUUGAAGGCCGACGAGAUCCUCGCCCAGCGCUCCGCCGUUUCUGCCGUCUCCCUCAAGAAGCGCCCGGCUUCUGAAACUUCCGGCAAGGUCACCGACGGCGUCCUGCCCUCCAAGCGCCUGCGGGCCACCUACGUCACCCAAAAGGAACUCAGCCGCCUGAAGCGCGUCGCCGACGGCCACCACACCACCACGGUCGAAGUCGUCGACGCUACCUUUGACGCCUGGGCCGACCCGGAGGAAGAGCAGAAGAAGCAGCAGCAGGCCGCGGAAACGUUCAACUUUUUGCCCAAGGUCGAGAAGCCCAAGGCGCCCAAGACGCUCACACAACAACCCAUCUCCCUCGCCGCCACCGGCAAGCAGCUCCCCGCCGUUCCCAAGCCCAAGGGCGACAAGUCGUACAACCCCGCCUUCACCGACUACUCGGAGCGCUACCAGGAGGAGCUGCGCAAGGCCGAGGAGGCCGAGCGGAAGCGGCUGGAGGAACUCGAGAAGGAGCGUCUCAAGGCCGAAGCGGCCGCCAAGUCGCGCGCCGAGGCCGAGGCCGCCGAGAAGCGCGCCGAGCUGUCGGAGUGGGAGGAUGAUUCCGCCUGGGAAGGGGCCGAGAGCGACGCGGAAGGGUUGGCCAACAAGAAGAAGCGGCCGGAGCGCAAGACGCAAGCGCAGCGCAACAAGAUCAAGCGCCGCAAGGCCGAGGAGCAGCGUCUGAAGCACGAGGCGGCCAUCAAGAAGAGGGAGGCCGAGGCCGCGCGGGUCAAGCAGAUUGCCAAGGAACUGGCCGAGAAGGAGAGGCAGCUUGCUCUCCAAAAAGCCGAAUCCAACAAUGUCGAAGAGGACGAUGCUAGCAUUGAAGAGGAUGACGACGUCGAGCUGCGCCGUAGGCAACUAGGCAAGUUCAAGUUGCCCGAGAAGGAUCUGGAGCUGGUCUUGCCGGAUGAGCUGCAGGAUUCGCUGAGACUGCUCAAGCCGGAGGGUAAUCUGUUGAAAGACAGGUACAGGAAUAUGUUGCUUAGAGGCAAGGUGGAGGCGAGGAGGCACAUUCCCUUCAAAAAGCAGGCCAAGACAAAGGUUACGGAGAAGUGGACUUUCAAGGAUUUCAAUCUGGCUUAAAGCGGCUCGGAUGGGUUCAAGUAUUGGGGCUUUACGGACAUAUACAUAUCCGGAUUUGUUUGGUAAUCGUUCUGUUCCUUUUUUUUCUCUUGCAAAAUAUUCCCUUUCGGUUUUUAGUUCGUAUAUGGUUAAAUUGGCGUUUUACGGUUCUCUCAAGAUGAUCUUCAGUGCAAUAAACGGUUAGAACAUACAAAGUGGUCCUGCGCUCGCGCCUUUG
This is a messenger RNA of Neurospora hispaniola, 2074 nucleotides long. Its product is annotated as ribosome biogenesis protein Nop53/GLTSCR2. Gene Ontology annotation, molecular function: 5S rRNA binding. The transcript has 2 exons. Gene Ontology annotation, biological process: ribosomal large subunit assembly; rRNA processing. Bases 499 to 1857 code for a protein of 452 amino acids. Lineage: Eukaryota; Fungi; Ascomycota; Sordariomycetes; Sordariales; Sordariaceae. The record is from RefSeq and is a predicted model, not a curated record. Gene Ontology annotation, cellular component: nucleolus.